GCAAGGGGCAACUUCACAGCUUGGGAAUUCUGACUGGAUGAUCAGCCUGAAUCCAACAGUGGAAAGGGCACAGAUAUAUAGGAGACAGGCAAUUCCAGGUUGUCAGGGAUCAUUGAUCAGAUAUUCAGGUGUAUAGAAAUGUGUGUAGAGAGUGCCCAGCCAACCUCAAUAUGCAAAGUUAGCAGCACAGAGGCAGAGAUCUUGAAGACUAGACUGCUCAACUUUUGACAGAAAGCACCCGUGAGCUGGGGAACCCCCCACCCCCAUUCCCAGUUGAGAGGAGCAACAGAGGAUCAGAAGAUGGAAGCCUUUUUCCAAGGGGGAGACAUCAAAAAAUGCUGGACUCUGGACAGUGGGACGUGAUGGAUUGUAAUCCACAUGAAUAUACUAAACAUGGUAAAGAAGACACCAGAGAUAACUUCAGUUGAAAUCUUUUAACUAUACAGACACAUUGAAUUGCCAAUUUUUGUGGAAAUUGCGUGGAAUAAGGGAACGAACACCUGGAGACUGGAAUUUUCAAAUCUCACAAAGGGGAAAAUCAGGUUAUAUGCAUCAAGGAUCAGCUGUUCUUCUGGGAAAUAUGAAGAAAAGUUGAUGCAAGUCAUAGUUAAAGCCUAGAUACCAUGCAAUUCUGAAUCAAGCAGAAAGAAGGCAAGAUGGGAAAAGUGCUGAAAAGCAGAAUCCCAUAAGGACACAAAUGGUUCUCCAGAGAAUAAUCUUAUCCAGAAGCAAGGGCCAAGUGACUCCUCAAUGAGUUCCAGGACUGGUCAGCCCGAUGAAAAAUAGGGUUAUGGAGCCUACAUGAUAACGUUCUGCAUUUGGCGCAGUGAUCCAACUCAUCACCCCAUCCCCGCAGAGCAACCUGGGACCAUGAGGAGCAGCCUGACCCUGGUGGGGACCCUCUGGGCCUUCCUUUCCCUUGUUACUGCUGUGGCCAGUUCUACCAGCUACUUCUUGCCUUACUGGCUCUUUGGAUCCCAGCUGGGGAAGCCAGUGUCAUUCAGCACAUUCCGGAGGUGCAACUACCCUGUGCGGGGAGAGGGGCACAGUCUGAUCAUGGUGGAAGAGUGUGGGCGCUAUGCCAGCUUCAGUGCCAUCCCAAGCCUGGCCUGGCAGAUGUGCACAGUGGUGACAGGUGCCGGCUGUGCUCUGUUGCUCCUGGUGGCACUGGCUGCUGUCCUGGGCUGCUGCAUGGAGGAGCUCAUCUCCAGAAUGAUGGGACGUUGCAUGGGAGCAGCGCAGUUUGUGGGAGGGCUGCUGAUAAGCUCAGGCUGUGCAUUAUAUCCUUUAGGAUGGAACAGCCCGGAGAUAAUGCAAACAUGUGGGAAUGUCUCCAAUCAAUUUCAGUUAGGUACCUGCCAGCUUGGCUGGGCAUAUUACUGUGCUGGAGCCGGAGCCGCUGCUGCCAUGUUGAUCUGCACCUGGCUCUCUUGCUUUGCUGGAAGAAACCCCAAACCUGUCAUGUUGGUGGAGAGUAUCAUGAGAAACACCAACUCCUACGCCAUGGAGCUUGACCAAUGCCACAAACCCUGACCUUUGGCAGAAGAUUGGAGGGGGUGGGAAGGAGCCCUGAAAAAGAGGUACUAAGAUUAAGCCAGUUGUCACCCACCUGCCAGUAGUGUAGCCUGGCGUUUGCAUGCUUUUAAACUCGCCAUUUAUUUACACUUUCCCAUAAGCCAGUGGAUCAGUGGCUAUUUACAAAAUUCAUCAAGAAAAAAUGAUUCUCUCAAAUGUUUGCUUAGCUGGUGAGUACCCACGAGCCCCCAAGUCCCGAAGUGCUCCUUUAUGCAAAAUAAGGAAAAGGUCCUCAUUUGAAAAGUAAUUGCACUAUCAAGCAGCACUACAGAGCGUUAUAGCUCCUGUCUACCACUCACUCCAAAGCUUACAGGCUUGGUAAGAAAACACACGCACAGGGAGGGCCCAGGAGGUGACAGGGCUGGUUCCUACCACUCCAUUCAUACAGCCCUCCCCUGGGUAUUUAUUACUAAACACCCAUGGAGUGCCACUGCUCCAACUUUUGUGACUUUCUCAGAACUAUACCAUUACUGUUACUGUUUUUUCCUGCUUCCUUCCUCUCCAGUUGUGGGGAAGCUUGUGGUGAGGGUGACUCCCAGUGAGGGGAUCACUAAGCAAGGAUGCUUGCAGAUAGGCCAAGACCCCUUCCUCAUUUUGCUUUAGAAUAUGUAUAAGAGUUCAUUUUGCAUUCUACCUGGGUGACUGGUGUCAAAAUAUAGUGGCAGGUAUUCCCUAAUCCCUUAUAGUGUCGGAAAUGAUAUUCAUCAAAUGUUCUGAGCAGAGGUUAGCAUUUGUUGUGCAUUCAAUAAACACAAAUUCACAAUG
Molecule: messenger RNA, 2340 nt
Organism: Talpa occidentalis (Iberian mole)
Lineage: Eukaryota; Metazoa; Chordata; Mammalia; Eulipotyphla; Talpidae
Gene: LHFPL1
Product: LHFPL tetraspan subfamily member 1
Exons: 6
Coding region: 802-1533 (243 amino acids)
Cellular component (GO): membrane
Source: RefSeq, a predicted model, not a curated record